AGAAUGUUCCUUUUUUGGGGGUGGGGGGUCUGUGAGAAUCCUAACUGCGUGGGCUGUUGGAUUAAGCCACUGCUGCAGCAUCAGAAGGGGUUUAAUCUACGAGAAGCAGCAGCAGAGAGAGACAUUAUUUCCCAGGCUCUAUUUUACCCCGUUGUCAGUUCUUUUACUUGACUGUACAAGAACUGCUGGGCAUCAAGGACACAUACAAGAGAGGAUAGAAUAUCAAAGGAAGGAGGAAAACAGAGCUUGUUUGACUGGAGCAGAGAGAUAAAUAAAGCCUCAUAGUGCCUGCUGCAGACACCAGACACAGCCAUUAUGACCCAGGGCAAGCUUACAGUCGCAAACAAGGCUGCUGAAGCAGGAGAGAAGCAGUAUGGCACUUCUAGUGGAGAAGCAGGAGGGCCACCGGCCCCUCCCACCUAUGAGGAGGCCACUGGCGCAGGUGAGAAAGCAGGCAUCAGCGGCAGCCCCUGUUACAGUGGGGCUUAUCCUAGUGAUGGGGAGAUGCUCACAGAAUUCAGCUGGAGUGAUAAAAACAUCCGACGGAUCUUUAUCCGCAAGGUUUACGCCAUCUUGAUGAUUCAACUACUUGUCACUCUUUCCAUUGUGGCUCUCUUCACAUUUUGUGAACCAGUGAAGAACUACAUUCAGUCCAACCCUGGAUGGUACUGGGCUUCCUAUGCUGUGUUCUUUGUCACAUAUAUUACACUCGUCUGCUGUCCUGGACCAAGGAGACAGUUUCCAUGGAAUCUGAUCCUGCUCGCCAUCUUUACCCUCUCUCUCUCCUAUAUGACAGGGAUGCUAUCCAGUUAUUACAACACCAAGUCAGUGGUGAUGUGUUUGGGUAUUACUGCUAUGGUCUGUCUUACUGUCACUCUCGUCAGCUUCCAAACUAAGUUUGAUGUGACAUCAUGCCAAGGUGUAUUGUUUACCUUCUGCAUGGUCAUGAUGGUGUCUGGACUGGUCCUGGCCAUUGCAUUGCCCUACGGAUAUGUGCCCUGGGUGCAUGGUGUCUAUGGUGCCUUGGGAGCGUUACUUUUUACCAUGUUUUUGGCAUUUGACACCCAGCUACUGAUGGGGAACAAGCGCUACACAAUAAGUCCAGAGGAAUACGUCUUUGCCACUCUCAACAUCUACCUCGACAUUAUCUACAUCUUCUCCUUCUUCCUGUCCCUGUUCGGAACAGAGAGGACAAACUGAAUCCACCUCCAGGCCAGCAUCUCAGCUUUUCCAUCCAAACACGGCCCGUAUUCAUAGUCUCAGAGUGGUAGUGCUGAUCUAGGAUCGGCUUUGGCAUUUAGAUCACGGUGAAAAGUGUCAUACACACAGGGGGGGGGAUAUGAUCCUAGGUCGACACUACUCGGAGACACGGUAUGAAUACAGGCUCUGAUCUCACCAGAUGUACUGUACACAACCCAUUGAUCCACCACUUCUUCCCACAGUCUCAGCUUAGUGUGAUUUUCCUUCCCCCUCUAGCAUGAUAUGGACCUAUACUACUUUAUUGUCUGCUUAGCUGUCAAUCUCCAGAAUGUACAGUACUUUUCACCUAUAGGGUCGGCGAUCUAUAGAAUUACAUUGCUAACGGUAGAUAGGUGUGAAAAACACAUGCAAAACACUGAGUCUGUCUAAAAGCUAGAACUGUAGGUGUUUUUGUUUUAUGCAGAUGUGAUGUCCUUACUUUCUCCCGUCUUUUAACAACAGUCAUGAAUGACACUGCUCUACAGGAGCUUAUCACCUCUUAUGAAGAGGAACGUAAAAGUAUCUGCCCUGAAAGACAUGAAUAUCUUUCAGUGUAGCAACGUAGAUAUCAUUGUGCUUAGUUCAUCAGUAGUGCACUAGGCUAUAUCCAAUUCCAUCAGUGCAUAACACAUUGUGGUGACCCUCAGCUUUAGAGUAAAGCGAGAGAGAGUAAAGUAGUUCCUUUUUUUGAUCCAAACUUGGGAAAUUGUUUUAUCACACAAUAAAUCCAAAAAGGACAAGACACGUAUCCAUGACAAAAUAAAUUAAACACAUAUUAAGACAUGUAAAUCAAUGGCAUCUGUGCACAGCAAGUCUGUGGUUUGUUGUUUCUCCUCCAGUCUGUCAACUCUUAGCCUACUGGUUGAAAUCUCAAAGGAGCAUAAGAUCCGGAGCAUGCAGGCAAUUCAAUCCAAUUCUGAUUUCAUUUGAACGUAGGCAAAUUGCUUGGCUUUCCUUAGCUGCUUUAGACUAAACAUGAGUUAAUCUAGUUGCACUAAAACUGGAGAUGUAAUGCAAUCCUGUCAAUAUGAUGAGCCAUAGUCCAAUGAUGUCAGUAGGGGUUUACUCACCACCCUUCUCUUUCUUUGUAACAUUCGGUUCUGUAUUAUUCCCUCCAUGUUACAAUUUUCCAGUUUUUAUUUAUUUACAGAUAGGGAAAUAACAACGGGAGUCAUCCCACUGGGCACAGAUGUCAAUCCAAUGUCUAUUCCACAUUGGUUCAACGUCAAUUUGUUGAAAUGACGUGGAAACAACGUUGAUUCAACCAGUGUGCCCAGUGGAAUGUAUUUAGAAUCUAAAUAUAUGGCUCUGGGACUGGGUUAAACCAAUGAUUCGAUACAUAUGCUUUGCUAAGCAUGUUUUGGGGGCCAAUUUUGAAAAUCUUUACAAUGUGGGGAUGUGGAAAAUAUAUGUAUUUGCUCCAGUAGUUAGUUAUACAGUGCCCUCCAUAAUUAUUGGGACAGUGACACAUUGUUGUUGUUUUGGCUCUGUACUGUAGCGCUUAGGAUUUUAAAUUACACAAUGACCAUGAGGUUAACAUGCAGACCGUCAGCUUGAAUUUGUGGGUAUUUUCAAUCAUAUCGGGUGAACCAUUUAGAAAUUACAGCACAUUUUGCAUAUAGUCACCCCAUUUUAGGGGACCAAAAUUAUUGGGACAAAUUCCCUUUAUAUGUGUAUUAAAGUAGUCAAGUUUAGUAUUUGGUCGCAUAUUCCUAGCACGCAAUGAUUAAAUCAAGCUUGUGACUCUACACACUUGUUGGAUGCAUUUGCUGUUUAUUUUGGUUGUGUUUCCGAUUAUUUUGUGCCCAAUAGACAUUCAUGGUAAAUAAUGUAUUGUGUCAUUUUAGAAUCACUUUUGUUGUAAGUAGGAAAAUAAUAUGUCUCUAAACACUUCUACAUUCAUGUGGAUGCUACCAUGAUUACGGAUAGUCCUGAAUGAACCGUGAAUAACGAUGAGUGAGAAAGUUAGACGCACAAAUAUCAUACCCCCAAGACAUGCUAACCUCUCACCAUUACAAUAUCAGGGGAGGUAAUCAUAGUAGCAUCCACAUUAAUGUAGAAGUGUUUAGAAACAUUCUAUUCUUAUUUACAGUAAAAGUGACUCCGAAAUGACACAAUACAUGAUUUGCCAUUAAUUUCUAUUGGGCACAAAAUAAUCUGAAACACGACCAAAACAAACAGCAAAUGCAUCCAACAAGUUUGUAGUCAAAAGUUAAAUGUAAUUGUUGCGUGUUGGGAAUAUGGAACAAAAUACUACACUUUUGACUACUUUAAUCAAAUCAAAUUUUAUUGGUCACAUACACAUGGUUAGCAGAUGUUAUUAAGCGAAAUUCUUGUACAUAUAAGUGAAUUUAUCCCAACACGUUGGGUCCACUAAAAUGGGGGGGACCAUGUACAAAAAGUGCUGUAAUUUCUAAACGGUUCACCCGCUAUGCAUGAAAAUGCACUCAAAUUAAAGCUGACAGUCUUCACUUCUCACCUCAAAGUCGUUGUAUAAUUUCAAAUCCAAAGUGCUGGAGUACAGAGCAACAACCAAAUCACUGCCCCAAUAAUUACAGAGGGCAACUGUAAAUUGAUGGCUUAACCUCGUGGCAUAAUGUUUUUAUAGACACUGAAAGAGUUGAUAUUUUUUUGUAAAAGCAAAGAGUUUUGAUUAUUGUGACAAGAAAGAGUUAACUUUAAACAUGCGUGCAAACUUUCUUGAUGUGUACAUGGCAAGAAAAUAAUACUACAUUGUAUUUGGCCUGAAAAAAGCGUACAUAUAUUUUCUUAAUAAAACCCUGAAUGGUUCAUCUGUGUAUGAAAUAUGUGGCCUUGGAAUAGUCUUAUCUGAACAAACUGUACUUAAUUUGCUGUUGUAAAAAAAAUGUUUAUCUUGGUUAAGUGCGUUGAGUGUUAUUCCAUAGUGUGUUUAAAUAAUUUCUGUUUACAAUUCUUGCUGUAAAUAAAAUAAAAAAAUGUA
Molecule: messenger RNA, 4201 nt
Organism: Oncorhynchus kisutch (coho salmon)
Lineage: Eukaryota; Metazoa; Chordata; Actinopteri; Salmoniformes; Salmonidae
Product: protein lifeguard 2
Exons: 12
Coding region: 316-1200 (294 amino acids)
Biological process (GO): negative regulation of apoptotic signaling pathway
Cellular component (GO): Golgi apparatus; endoplasmic reticulum; membrane
Source: RefSeq, a predicted model, not a curated record